This is a messenger RNA of Annulohypoxylon maeteangense, 876 nucleotides long. RefSeq lists its product as uncharacterized. Lineage: Eukaryota; Fungi; Ascomycota; Sordariomycetes; Xylariales; Hypoxylaceae. The transcript is spliced from 2 exons. The coding region runs from base 142 to 567 and encodes 141 amino acids. The record is from RefSeq and is a predicted model, not a curated record.
UAUCUCUCCAAAUAGGUACGAAUCGCGUCUUAUCAAACUCAUUUUACAUAGAAUCGAACAAGAAUCUUGGAACAUCGAAUAAUACUAUCUAUACAUCUCUCUAGAGGAAGAGUGUCGCCGUUCAUCGGUUGGUAAUUGAAGAUGGUUAGACGAAAUGAGUUGAAAGACGUGGAUAUAUCGAUCAGCCUCAAGUACGGCAUCCACACCAUUUUCCUAUUCGUUGACCCGAUGAAACCUCUUAUCGACGUAGCAGAAGAGUUGUUGGAAAUCUUGACGGAGCGCUAUCCUAAGGGAUUAACAUCUUUUUCGCUGGAGAGAGGAGAGUCGAAGAUCGAGCUUCCUGAUGACCCUGAGCAAAUCGAGUUUGCUCUACCCAAGGUAGCAAACGAUUUUAGUCAAGGCUGGGAUACUCUUGAUUCCGCGAAAACGCAAACUCCAGUCGAUAUUGGCCUUGCAAACAACAACGUUGUGGCAUUCACUUUCAAACCCUCAGAUGCAGACUCGGAAUACGAGCCCGAAUUCCAAGUCGACGUCCCGGACCUCGAGGAUGUUCCUGUUGAAGAGUAACGAACGUAUCUGUAGUGGUCACAUUUUAACAUUCGAUUGAUGCUGGUAGUGAUGGGAUUUGAUGGAUGAUUACGAUGACUUCGAGUAGCGAUUUUGAAAUAUGUUGGGCUUUUAUAUAUUGAAGAAAGCUAGACGAGAAUACUAUAAGAUGAGAAGACCGCCAUGUCUCAUGAUACACCAUGAUGUACCUACCUAGAUACCUAAAUACCCAGUAUCUAUGUGGGUAGCUCAUCAUAUCAUUUGACCUAAGUUACUACAAUUCUAGUAACGUCGGGAAAAGAUCAAAGAAUACAACAAAAAACAAAGCCC